UUUGACCUGAAUACCAAAGUGGCAAAGACAAAUAAAAGAUGGACUUCAAAGCAGAAGGCUAAUCAGCAGAAGAGCUCUUCCAGUAGGAGUCAAGUACUGGAUGAUAGCACUUUCAGUGAAACAUCCCAAGAUGAAGCAAGACGUGCAGCAAAAACAAGAAGUAAAAAGGAAAAGGUUAACGUAUGGAUGGAUGUAACUGAUGACCUUAGUUUAACUCACUCGUCUGGCAGAACUUCAGAGGAAUUACUAACUGCAAACUACACAAAAGCUAUGCUGCUGUUAGAACAGCUUAGUGUGAAUCCUGAAGAUUCUGCUAUUUUUUUUGAAAUUCAAGACAUACUUCUUGAAUAUGAACAGAUGAUAAAACGUGGGAAAAAAUCACAUACAACUCUCUACAGAGAAGAAGGGAAAUUGCAAAGUGAAAAGGAGGAGUCACAAUUGAUGGUGGAAGAUGCUCAAGAUAUGAAAUCCAUAUUGGCUCAAAGUGAUAUCCAAAGCCUUACAUGUACUUUGAAACAAGAAGAGGAAAAGAGACUCAGAGUAGAAAUGCUGUAUGAGAAAACAAGAAAAGAUCUCAGAAGGAAAGAAGAUCAGUAUUGUAAAGCGGUGGAGAAGAAACGGCAACUUGAGUUACACUCAAAGAAUUUAGAAAUGGAGUUAGUAACACUGAAAAAGCUCUUGAAACAGGCUGAAGAAGAGCGUGAUAUAAUGCAGAGGCAGCUCUCUCAGGAACAGAGUGCCAGAACCCCACAAGAAGAAAUUUUGAAAAACAAUCUUGGGAGAGAAAAGGACUCAGAAGAAGAGACAAGAAGAACUAUAGGAAAAGAUUCAGAGGAAUUCGAAACUGAGAGAGAGAAGUAUCUGUUGUGCAAAAAUCAAUUGCUACAAGAUGAGAUGGCUAUGCUAAGACUCGAACUUGAUCAAGUAAGAGGGAGGCACGAGGAGGAAGGGUGGAAAUAUCUAGAGGAAAAUGAGACCUUGAAAGAAAAAAAUGAAGAUCUCAAAAAGGAACUUAAACUGAAUGAGGAAGCCUUAACACAAGCAGUUUUGCAGUACACUGGACAGCUGAACAUAUUAAAGGCAGAAUCUGCAGUACUAACUUCCAAACUUGAGCAGGCAAAAGAAGGCAGAGACAGACUAGAGGCAGAAACUGAAUCAUUUCGUUCACGCCUGGGCACUGCUGUUCAAGAACUGGAACGUCAUCAGUCAUCAAAAAGGGAUCUCGAACGGACACUUCAGAGAGAACGUGAUGAAUGGCUUCGCUCGCAAGACAAGCUCCAUUAUGACCUCUCUAAUGUGCGAGAAACCAACAAGACCUUGUCUGAGCAGCUGACUAAAGCUGAAAGCAAGUCUAAUAGUCUAGAAAAUGAACUUCACCAGUUGAAACAAACGCUCAGCGAAAAAACAUUGCUUUUAGAAAUGACACAGAAAAAAUUAACUCAAGCCCAGUGUCAGGCAAAGGAAAGCGAUCACGCUCGACAACUUGAGAAAGAUCAAGUAAGCAAAUUUCAAAUAAAGCAGGAAUCCAUGCAGGAGCGAUUGGCCCAGCUUCAGAGUGAAAACCUUUUACUCCGUCAGCAACUGGAAGAUAUGCAUAACAAGGGGAUCAGCAAAGAAAAAGCAGUGAAUGAUGUGCAGGACUGGUUUAAUGAUCUUUUCAACAAACUCAGAGCUGAUACUGAAAAGCAAGUUCACCUAGUGGAAGAGAGAAACAAGGAAUUAAAUAUGAGGUGUUCUGAUUUAAGAGAAGAAGUCCGUAAACAUGAGUCUGACAAAGUAGAAAGAGAGGGUGUGAUCAGACAGCUGCAGCAGGAGCUUGCCGAUGCUCUUAAGAAGCAAUCUAUGUCAGAAGCUUCACUUGAAGUUUUUACAUGCAUCCGCAGUGAGCUGGAGGAAGACAAGGUGAACUUGCAAAAGGAAUUGGAAAAGCUUAAAACGAAGUGCGAGAGUGAAGGAAAGAAAGCGAAGAAGCUGGUAGAGUUGAAACAUCCAGUUGAAGUGCAUCUAGAGCAAGAAGUGGAAAGAAAUACUGAACUGCAGAAAGACUGUAAGAGGUUAAAGCAGCUUCUCAGCAGAUCUGUGAAGAAACUAAGGAUGCAUGAGCAGAGAGAGUUUAAUUUGCAGGAAGAAAUGAAGAGCAAGUAUUCUGAUAUGGUCAAUGAUGCUGAUAGAUUGAGAACAAAGGUUGGUGAACUUUCACAGCAGCUGGAGAGAGAAUCUAAAAGAUGCAUGCAGCUAGAAGCACAAAAUCAGCAUUUGCAAGAAGAGUUGUCCACCAUGCGUAAGAGCCAUGAAAAACUGGAGAAGAGCAAACACCAGCUGAAAGAAGAGGUGGCUAACCUCAAAUAUCAUUUGGAGACUAAGAUGGUAGAUCACAGCCAGAUAGAAAAAUAUAAAAAAGAGGUGGAAGAACAAGCUAGGCAAGAAAUAAUACACAAAUUAAAACAAGUCAAUAUAUUUUUGCAGACACAGGCAGUCUCCCAGGACAGAGUAGAACAAAUCAGAGCCAGUCAUCAUGCUUCACUGACAAACCAGCUAAAACAGAGAAUUAGAGAUCUUGAAUGUGAAUGGGACAGGUUAAAAAAGACCCAACAAGACAAUAUUUUAAUAAAAGAAUCCACAGCGACAGAGGUGGAAAGGUACAAACAGCUGUAUCUGGAAGAAGAAAAAAAUAGAAGAAACCUAGCAAAUAAACUGGAAAGAACUAAGGAGAGACUAGCAGAAGCCAAGGCUAUGCUCCUUGAGGAGCGCCAAAGGAACAGAUCUUUAAUUGUAAAUGGCAUGGUCGGUGGUGGUCUGGCUGCAAGUCCGGUUCUGCAUUCAACUGAACUUGGACAUCUUGGCAACAGUUUGGGACUGAACAGAAGCCUGAAUCUAGGAGGAAGCUUCCUAAACUCGAUUGGGAACGCAUUAUCACCAAAAAGCAAGGUUGAAGCCUUUGUGGCUAAGGUACGGCAGGAACUGGAUGAAAAAAUCACUAAAGAACUUGAACAGGCCACUACUGGACUUGAAACUGAAUCUGCAAGAAUUUCAACCGUGGUACCUUCUAGUGGAUCUUCAACAAAUUCCGUUGGUGACCAGGAUCCGGUUAGCAGGGCAGGUCAGGAAUACCAGGAUGUUUUAACCAAAAACUACCUGCUUUGAACAAAAGGCUAGGGAAAGGCUCUGGCAAUCAUUUUGUUUACACAGUGCAUCUAUGGUUUCCCAUUCUACGGUUCCAGCAUGAAAACGUGUUUAUUGCAGUCUGUUAAAUGGAUGUAGAACACAUUGCACUUACCUGUUGGUUUAUUGAUGCAUAGUUGUAUUUUCCACUCACAAUAAAAUACAGAACUAUUUUUUCGAACUAGCAGAUUGACUAAUCGUCAUUCUUGAGCUUGACAGACCUGUCAAAAUGUUUCUUAUGAAGGCAGCUGCGUUAUUUUACUCCACUCAUGUUCUCUAUUUUAUCACAAGCUCUGUUCUGCUUAAUCUUUUCACUCUGUUUUUAAUGUUUCCAGCAUUACUUUAAUUCUUAGGACAUUAUUUGGUGCGCUUUGAGCCGGCUGCUUCAGUCCCGGUGCAGUAAAUAUUUCUGGUGAUAAAGUGAAAGUUUUGCCAGUGUUCAAGCUGGAGAAUAGGGCACUUUACAUUGCUGUCACUUUAUGCACCUUAGAUUUAAAAUUACUGUGAAUGUAUAGUAGUGCCAAGAAAGUUGUUUGGUCUUUUUGGUGUCUUUGGUUUGUAUCAUGGAACCACAGAACAGGCAAGAUUGGAACAGACCUGUGGAAGUCUUCUGAUCCAGCCCCUGUGCUCAAGGAGGACCACAUCUGCAAGGAUAGAGACUCCAGAGCCUCCAUGGGCAACCUGUGCUAGGGCUAAGUCACCUUCCCAGAUAAAAUGUGUUUCCUGAUGUUCAGACAGAACUUUCUGCGUUUCAGUUUGACACUCACAGUUCCUACAUAAACACCUGUGGUGCACCUGAAACAGUUCAUAUCAGGGGAAAAAAGGAAUGUUGGUAUAUCAACUUUGUCUCCUCAGUACUUUCCAGAAUAUGUGGGAUAGGAUAGUCCAUCCUUUUGUUGCUGUUGGCAGCUGAUUUUAUGGUGGCUGUAAGCUCAGGUGGUAGCCGGUGUGGUGGGACAUUUGUGUUGAUAAAACAAGCAGAUUUACAUAUUUCAGGGAGUUACCUGUUGUUAAUGAAGAUCCGCACUUGUCAUAUCAUGUCUACAAAAGUCACUAGUUAUCAGAAAAUUAUAGAAUAAAGUCACAGUUCUGGAAAAAUAAGAAUGGUUCUAGACUGUAAAAAUCUGGGGGUCUUACCUACCAAUUCAAGGACUUGAGUUAACAGGCAGUGUGGGUAGCAAUGAAUGCUGCUGUGACACUGUUUGUUUUUAUAUGAAUACAUUUUUGUGAAGCUAAUACACUGUAUUUAAUUCCAGAUAUUCCUUUUCAACUUAAUAAAUAUUUAAUAAAUUUUGUAUUCCAGUA
Molecule: messenger RNA, 4467 nt
Organism: Cuculus canorus (common cuckoo)
Lineage: Eukaryota; Metazoa; Chordata; Aves; Cuculiformes; Cuculidae
Product: ankyrin repeat domain-containing protein 26-like
Exons: 15
Coding region: 187-3144 (985 amino acids)
Source: RefSeq, a predicted model, not a curated record